AUGCGGCGGAGCCCCCGCCCAGGCUCGGCCGCGUCCCCGCACAAGCACACAUCCAACUUCUACAGCGACAACAGCAACAGCUCAGUGAGCACCACCUCGGGAGACACCAGCGGCCACCGGUCAGGUGGGCCGGGGCCCGGGGAGCCCGAGGGCAGAAGAGCCGAGGGCUCGAGCUGCAGUGAGCCCGCCUUGAGCUCAGGAGUGUCCGGAGGAACCGCAUGGGAAGGAAGCUCUCGGCAGAAGCCGGCGCAGCGGAGCCACGAUGGGCCGACCACCGGUGGCGCGGCUACCGUGAGGGGCGGGGCCUCGGAACCGGCUGGCUGUCCCGUUGUCUCUGAGGAGCAGUUCGACCUUCUUUCGGCCCUGAAUCUGAGGCAGGAGAUGCAGUCCCAGCGAGCAUUCAAGAGUUUCCUGAGCCUAUUUUUGCAGGUGCUGAGCGUGUUUUUAUCCCUGCUGGGAGACAUGCUGGUCUGUGUGUACAGGGAGGUCUGUUCCAUCCGCUUCCUGCUCACCGCUGUGUCCUUGCUGAGCCUCUUUCUGACAGCUCUCUGGUGGGGUCUCCUGUACCUGGUCCCUCCUUUGGAGAAUGAAACUGAGAUGCUGACUCUAAGCGAGUACCACGAGCGCGUGCGCACCCAGGGGCAGCAGCUGCAGCAGCUCCAGGCUGAGCUGGAUAAACUCCACAGGGAGAUGUCCAGCGUUCGCGCAGCCAACAGCGAGAGAGUGGCCAAGCUCGUAUUCCAAAGGUUGAAUGAAGACUUUGUGCAAAAACCUGACUAUGCGCUGAGCUCUGUAGGAGCCUCCAUUGAUCUAGAGAAGACAUCCCGUGACUAUGAGGACGAGAACACUGCCUACUUUUGGAAUCGCUUCAGCUUCUGGAACUACGCGAGGCCACCCACGGUUAUCCUGGAGCCAGAUGUGUUCCCUGGGAAUUGCUGGGCUUUUGAGGGCGACCAGGGCCAGGUGGUGAUCCGGCUGCCAGGUCGAGUGCAGCUGAGCGACAUCACCCUGCAGCAUCCACCUCCCAGCGUGGCACACACCGGGGGAGCCAACAGCGCGCCACGCAAUUUCGCAGUCUAUGGCCUCCAAGCUGAUGACGAAACUGAAGUUUUCUUGGGAAAAUUCACGUUCGAUGUGGAGAAAUCUGAGAUUCAGACUUUCCACCUACAGAAUGACCCCCCAGCUGCCUUUCCCAAGGUGAAGAUCCAGAUUCUAAGCAACUGGGGCCACCCCCAUUACACGUGCUUGUAUCGAGUCCGAGCCCAUGGCAUGAGAACCUCAGAGGGAGCAGGGGACAGUGCCACAGGGGGACCCAAUUAA
Pteronotus mesoamericanus is the source of this 1320-nucleotide messenger RNA. It is a transcript of the gene SPAG4, whose product is annotated as sperm associated antigen 4. The coding region runs from base 1 to 1320 and encodes 439 amino acids. Gene Ontology annotation, cellular component: meiotic nuclear membrane microtubule tethering complex; nuclear envelope. NCBI's taxonomy places the organism in Eukaryota, Metazoa, Chordata, Mammalia, Chiroptera, Mormoopidae. The transcript has 12 exons. Gene Ontology annotation, molecular function: protein-membrane adaptor activity. The record is from RefSeq and is a predicted model, not a curated record.